AAGCCCUCGUCCUCAAUUUCUCCACUGCUAACAAGAUGCCGGCCGUACAUCACAAACUGCUCCUGGAAGACGCCUUGCAGGACAGUCCUCAGACUCGCUCCUUGCUCAGUGUGUUUGAGGAAGAUGCCGGGAUGCUCACAGAGUACACCAACCAGCUGCUCCAGUCCUUGCAGCGGGUGUUUGGGGCUCAGAGUGAGAUGGGAUUGGCCACAGAGCAGCUCUCGCAGCAACUUCUGGAAUAUGAGAAGAAGAAUUUUGCCCUUGGAAAAGGUGAUGAAGAGGUGAUCACCACGCUGCAGAACUUCGCAAAAACUGUUGGAGAGCUGAACUCGCUCCACUCUGAUCUGGCCAACCAGAUGGCUGACAGCAUGGUCUUCCCUUUGAUCCAGUUCCGCGAGAAAGACCUCACAGAGAUAAGCACCCUGAAGGAAAUAUACGGCAUCGCCACUGAUGAGCACGAGGCGGCGAUGGUCAAGUACAGUCGAUUGCCCAAGAAGAAGGAGAACGAGAAGGUGAAGACAGACUUGGUGAAGGAGGUGGCCUACACCCGGAGGAAGCAGCACCAGGCGUCGCUGCAAUAUUACUGCGCCCUCAACGCCCUGCAGUAUCGCAAGAGGAUAGCCAUGCUGGAACCAAUGCUGGGAUACACUCAGGCACAGAUCAGCUUCUUCAAGAAGGGUAUUGAGCAGAUGUCGAAGAAAAUGGACAGUUUUCUCUCCUCUGUCUCAGACAUGAAUCAAAGUAUCCAGACCCAGCUGGACUCGGAGGCGGAAGCCAUGCGUGUGUCCCAGAAGGACCUCCUGUCUGUGGACGACUCGGUCUACAUGCCAGAUAAGGACACGGAGCCCGUCAAUCGCACUCUCAUCCAGAAGGCUGGCUACCUCAACAUCAGGAAUAAAACAGGCUUGGUGACCACCGCCUGGGAUCGGCUGUACUUCUUCACCCAGGGAGGAAACCUGAUGUGUCAGCCUCGGGGGGCGGUGGCGGGGGGGAUGGUGCUGGACCUGGACAACAGCUCCGUCAUGGCCGUGGAGUGUGAGGACAGGCGGUACUGUUUUCAGAUCAGCUCCCCUUCAGGAAAGACGUUAAUGAUUCUUCAAGCUGAGAGCAAAAAGGAGUAUGAAGAGUGGAUUUGCACGGUAAACAACAUCUCCAGACAGAUCUACCUGACUGACAACCCCGAGGCUGUGGCGAUCCGACUGAACCAAACCGCCAUCCAGGCGGUCACACCCAUCACCAGCUUUGAGAAGAGACAAGAAGGCUCGCCCAACCCUGACAGAGCAAAGCCAGGAGGCGUCCGUGCUGCUGGCAGUGAUUCCCAGAAAGAAGGAGCUGCUCCGGAACCAGAGGACCUGAUCGCCCCUGGGACGCCCAUUCAGUUCGACAUCAUGCUGCCAGCGUCCGAGUUUCAGGACCAGAACAGAGCCGGGGGGAGACGCACAAACCCAUUUGGAGAGACAGAUGAUGACUGUACAACAGAGAGUGAUGACUCCCUCCUGCAGCAGGUAUUCGCCGUGCGCUUCCUGGGCUCCAUGGCCGUUCGCUGCGGCAACAAUCAGGAGGUGAUUUAUGAGGCCAUGAGACAGGUGCUGGCUGCCCGGGCCAUCCACAACAUCUUCCGGACCACCGAGUCCCACCUCAUGGUCACCAGCAGCUGCCUCAGACUGAUUGACCCACAGACUCAAGUUACAAGAAUGAGUUUCCAGCUUGAGGAAGUGUGUCAGUUUGCAGCGCACCAGGAGAACGGGAGGCUGAUGGGCUUCGUGGUCGAGGGGCGAGACUGGAUCGACGGAGAUGAGGAGGGGGAGCCUUCAUUCAGCGCUUUUGUGUUUGAGAGCAACACAGAGGGUGAAAAGAUAUGUUACACUAUAAACCUGGCAAAGGACAUUACAGAAGCCAAGAAGGACCCAGUGGCCCUUGCUCAGCUCAUGAAAAAUAUGCCGCUGACCAAUGAUGGCAAGUUCCUGCUGCUGGAGCCAGAGACGACCGACGGAAACAACGAACCAGGACAAGAAGACCUGGAGUCUGAGGCCUAGUUCCCCCACAACAGAACUGAACCACCGUUCUGACCUGUAGCCGGCACGAGUGGCAUACGCAGACCAAGAUCUCAUCAUAGAUUACACAGGCUGAACCAAACCUUGAGUAGAAAUCCCUUCCGGUGACCCUUUGCUACAACAGCAGAUGCCCGUGUCUUGUGCUGCGUUAAAAGCAGAGGAUGUUGAAAGGAAAGGAGGUGUUGGCUGGACCAAACGACAAAAUUACAUCACAAAGGGGGUUCAAUUUGAUCUGCUUUAACAUUCCACUGCUGCAUGGAUUAUUGAGUCUUAUUUUUACUUUCCCACCACUGUAGGUGACGUGCACGUCUGAAGGCACACUAUAGGUACUGGUCCAGGUUCAUCUUUUUUUUUAUAUUCUCAAACAGGUGAAGUCUUAACUUUAGGUUUACAUUUAUUUUAGUUUUAAACAGUUUGAAAUGUUUGUGUUUGAAUCCUUUUGCUUGUCAACUGUUUUCUAAGGCGCUUGUCUGUUUUUCUUGAUUAUACAUGUACAGAGCAAUUAUUGCACCAAGGUUUGAUCUUUUUAAGAACAACGCUCCAACAGAAUGCACUAAUUAAUAAACCACAGGAUGCCGAGACUUAAAACAGUGAAGGAAGAGACUCCUUUUGUCUGCAGAGCAGUGGUGAUUGGAUUGUAACGUGGUUACCCUGAGCGAUCGUGCGUCUCAAAGCAGUGGCAUGAUGCAAAACAUCAAAACUCUCUCUGUACUUCUACAAUCCUGAUGGUCUAAAGCCUUCCAGCUAAAUCAAAUGAAUGUCACGCUUGACAUUCUUCUCCACUACCUGCACAAAACAAGUCUGCCUGUGAUCUGUAUGCCAGAUCCUCCCCGAGCCUCCCUAAACGGACUUUGUGCUCCGUUUUCUCAGAAGCCUGUGUAAAUAUGAUCAGUCAGAAUGUCUAUAUGGUGUUUAAUCAGCCAAUAUGCUCGGACUAUUGAGGUGGAUGAUUAAAUGACACCAUUCUCUCUUGUUCCCAGCUCAGUAAAUUAAAGUCUCUGCUCUGAGCACUGAGCUGUAAUACUAAAGGAAAAUCAACUGAAAUAUCACAGAAAUGCAUGACGACAGGGCACAGUCAGGUAUUAGAUUCUCGUAAAAGCACGUUCUGCAUACUUCUCGUAUUAAUGCUAAUCAAAGCAGAAGAACUAGCAGGAAAUCAUCUGUGAAUUUCUUUUUUUUCCCCCAUCCUUCUGGUUCCUGAAUCAUCAAACCCCUUACAGCAUGCACUUUCAGAGGACAGUUUUAACACAGAUGAGGUUGAAAUAGUCUCUGAGCACUAGAUUAUGUGCUUAAGUUUGAUGGCUUGCUUUUUCUGAGCUCCAAAAGACAUUUAAAGUGAAGCCAUUUUACACAGGAAUGCCCGUUCUGGUGAUGCUGGUACUCAAUGCAAAACAUUUUUCACUAAAAAUGGAAAAACUCUCGCAAUUACUUGCAACCCCCCACCCCCCAGAUUUUCAUGGCAGGCAGCAUGUGAGAAUGUGUCAGAAAAAUGAAGGAGGAUUACCAGCAGAUGGAAGAAUCUGUGGCUUACAGCAAAUUAGAUACCGUUUCUGUGUCGAGAAUGUGCUUCCUGGUGAAACUGGGGUGCAUGAAAUCAAAUCGUGCUCCGCAGCCAGAGAUCUCACUUCUGGAGAGAGCUGCAUCCUUUUUUAUUCUUUCUCUUCCCUGUACCAAUUCUGUUACCGGGCCUUUGAGUAUCAAUAAACUCCUUUCUACUCAUUUCAUUUCAUAACUCCGUAAAUACCUAGAAAAAGGUUGCUAGUGUGACAUUUGUGCCAUGUCUGGAAACUGCACUGUUUCCUAAUGAGCAUCCCAUCGUAAAAUAACGCCACAUAGAUCGUGAUCCCAGUCCAACAACUCACAUCCCACCUCUUCUCCACCACCUGCCAACCCACGAGAGGAAGUUACAGUAUUGAUUAACUUCCUGUGCCGACUUUGAGCAAUGAAGAAGUUGGAGCACAGACGUAAAAAGACUCACACCCCCAGACCUUUAUUUCUGGUGUUAACAUCAGAAACGAAAAGAUUCUGCAUCAGGAGCUGUUUAUUCAUACUCAUUAAACACAUUUGUUAGCGCGAGUCAUGCUUAGUGAUUACUGAAUUAAAGCAAAUUACUGAUAAUUCUAAUGCAGGGCUUAUUCUGCCAUCAAAUGUUUACAUUAUAAAACGUACAGCAGCUGCUGUAAGAGGCACAUGUUGAGCAAUGAGAUGAGCAAAAUCAACGGGGCCUGAUUAUUCUGGUAAUAUAAGACAAAGUAGUAGAUGGUUUGGGAUUUUUAUAGCAGUUAUUGAUUCUGGCAUCCACAUAUAACAAGCAUUAUGGAUCACCUGUCAGCCAAUCUGAAGAGUUGUAGACGUGCCGAGUCGGCCAAAGCAGUCAGACACAUUCGGGCCCACUGGAGCAUAGAUAAGUGACUCUUAAAUCAAACAAUCAACAAUUUAUGCAGAAAUGGCUGCGUGCCCAGAGAUGACUGCUGCAGUCGCGGUGGUAAAAGCAGCCGCCGGUAUACACGAGUAAAGAGUAGAGAACGAGUGCAUUCCUGCAAAUGUCAAACAUCUUCUUUCUUUUGUAUAAUGGGAAUGCACAUGGUAGAAAAUAUUUGGUUCAUGCCGUAUCCUCUGUUCUCCGGUGACAACUGAGCCGUGGCAGUUAUAAUAGAAGUGAAAGUACAGUUAUGCACAUAAAUGUGCCCGGGGCAUCCGCUGACACAACAUGACAGGUUUUUUCCUGUUUCAUCAUCUCUAGAUGCUGCCUGUGCUUUCUCUCUCCGCCUGUUGGCUCAGUUGGUGAGGUUUUACUAUCUCACCAACCUAAAUCCUCUUCUCAAAGAGGCUUGCUGCAUCCCUGGUACUCAGACUCAUCACAGUUGUGCUGCGUAGCAUCAUUACACUUUUAAUUUCUCAGUAAUUCUUCAGGAAAAAAACUGGGUAUUCAUGGUGUUAGAAAAAAAAAAUCCAUAAUAUAGCAAAGACUGUAUUUCCUCCUUUCCUUUCUGUACUUUUGCAAAUGGUAAAACUCAUUACCCAAAGUAAUUUAAACUUAAUUUGUCCCAGUUUUCUAGAACCACUAAUGUUACCAUGCAAAUACUUAAUAAAUAAAAGUAAUUUCUUACUGGAGUAAAUGUGCUUUCUCUACAUCACGUCAGAGCUGUGAAAUAAAACAUCAGAGCUUUUA
Messenger RNA from Cololabis saira (Pacific saury), 5226 nucleotides. It is a transcript of the gene appl2, whose product is annotated as adaptor protein, phosphotyrosine interaction, PH domain and leucine zipper containing 2. Gene Ontology annotation, molecular function: protein binding. Gene Ontology annotation, biological process: signaling. Bases 36 to 2036 code for a protein of 666 amino acids. The record is from RefSeq and is a predicted model, not a curated record. The transcript has 21 exons. Lineage: Eukaryota; Metazoa; Chordata; Actinopteri; Beloniformes; Belonidae. Gene Ontology annotation, cellular component: endosome membrane; cytoplasm.